AUGCCAUGGAGCGAACUAAUACGCACUUCAGUGACGGUUCCAGUUGCCUCCUGGGAGUGGGAAUAUUUGUCCAAGGCUUAUUCGACCCCCUCUGCCGGUUCAAAUGAAGAUUCAAUUGCCGAAAAGGCCAAGUUUCAAACCGAGUGGCUAACGAAAUUGGUGGUAAACUCAGGCCCCUCAUCCCCAUGCGGCCCAUUGGUAGACACGGACGUGCAGUAA
Messenger RNA from Protopolystoma xenopodis, 219 nucleotides. Lineage: Eukaryota; Metazoa; Platyhelminthes; Monogenea; Polystomatidea; Polystomatidae. The record is from the annotation of a GenBank genome assembly.